Eptesicus fuscus (big brown bat) is the source of this 1422-nucleotide messenger RNA. RefSeq names its product TAL bHLH transcription factor 1, erythroid differentiation factor (gene TAL1). Gene Ontology annotation, molecular function: RNA polymerase II cis-regulatory region sequence-specific DNA binding; protein dimerization activity; DNA-binding transcription factor activity, RNA polymerase II-specific. Lineage: Eukaryota; Metazoa; Chordata; Mammalia; Chiroptera; Vespertilionidae. Gene Ontology annotation, biological process: regulation of transcription by RNA polymerase II. The record is from RefSeq and is a predicted model, not a curated record. The coding region runs from base 61 to 1056 and encodes 331 amino acids. The transcript is spliced from 5 exons.
CUCCCACGGCGGAGUGGAGAGCCUGUUCAGAGGGGCCGGUCUCCCUAAAUAUGCCCCAGGAUGACGGAGCGGCCGCCGAGCGAGGCGGCACGCAGUGACCCUCCACCAGAGGGACGGGAGGCGGCCGAGGCCCGCAUGGCCCCCCCGCACCUGGUCCUGCUGAACGGCGUCGCCAAGGAGACGAACCGCGCUGCCUCGGCCGAGACCCCCGUGAUCGAGCUGGGCGCGCGCGGCGGCCCGGGGGGCGGCCCCACCGGCGGGGGCGGUGCCGCGCGGGACUUAAAGGGCCGCGACGCGGCAGCGGCCGAAGCGCGCCAUCGGGUGCCGACCACCGAGCUGUGCAGACCUCCCGGGCCCGCCCCUGCGCCCGCACCGGCUCCCGCCCCGGCGGAGCUGCCCGGCGACGGCCGGAUGGUGCAGCUGAGCCCGCCCGCGCUGGCGGCCCCCGCCGCCCCCGGCCGCACGCUGCUCUACAGCCUCAGCCAGCCUCUCGCCUCCCUCGGCAGCGGGUUCUUUGGGGAGCCAGAUGCCUUCCCUAUGUUUGCCACCAACAACCGAGUGAAGAGGAGACCCUCCCCUUAUGAGAUGGAGAUUACUGAUGGUCCCCAUACCAAAGUCGUAAGGCGCAUCUUCACCAACAGCCGGGAGCGAUGGCGGCAGCAGAAUGUGAAUGGGGCCUUUGCUGAGCUCCGCAAGCUGAUCCCCACGCACCCCCCAGACAAGAAGCUCAGUAAGAAUGAGAUUCUCCGCCUGGCCAUGAAGUACAUCAACUUCCUGGCCAAGCUGCUCAAUGACCAGGAAGAGGAGGGCACCCAGAGGGCCAAGCCUGGCAAGGACCCCAUGGUGGGGGCUGGUGGAGGAGGUGGUGGGGGAGGCAGUGGUGCACCUCCAGACGAUCUCCUGCAGGAUGUGCUGUCCCCCAACUCCAGCUGUGGCAGCUCCCUGGAUGGGGCAGCCAGCCCGGACAGCUACACAGAAGAGCCUGCACCCAAGCACACAGCCCGCAGCCUCCAUCCUGCCAUGCUGCCUGCCACUGAUGGAGCGGGCCCUCGGUGAUGGGUCUGGGACCAUCCUGGGCCAGCCAGGAGGGUUCCCUCAGGCCGCUGGGACGGUGGGCUUCAAGGCAGGUGGGCAAAGACUGGGCAGCUCUGAAGUAGGGCAAUGGACUUGAACUUUCCUUGCUGCCUGAACUUUGGGAAGCCCAAACUGCCCUGGGGCUGGCUUUUCACUUCCUGCCUCAGCAGGAGAACAGAAAAUGGAGCAAAGUGAAGAGGAGUAAUCGCUCCAGGUACCUGACCUUUGUACAGCCCAGAGGCCAACACUGUGGGCGUGUGACUCUAGCGACAAAACCCAUGUGGUGAUGAUGUGUGUGUAUAUAUAAGGAUAUAUUGGGAAGAUUUCUAAAUAAAAGUUUUACAAAGG